ACCCAAAAAAAAAAAAAACACACGCUCUCUCUCCCCAUCUCUCCUCCUCUGCAAACUCUCUCUCUCUCUCUCUCUUUCUCUCUCUCUCAAAUUUUAACAUAGAGCCGUAUGGACCGGUCAUGACCACCACCACUAAACCACCACCAACAGCAAACCACUUCCCAUCUCCACAGCCCCUAACCUCCCUCCACUGGGCUUCGCCACCACCUUCCUCCACCACUCUCUUCACCACCACCACAACAGUACACAAACCCAAACCCAAACCCAGGUCCCCAUUUCUAACCCAAAGCCACCUCCUGACCACCACCAUCACCACCACACCAGACAAACCCAAGCCCCCAUUUCUCACCCAAUCCACCACAAAACACCCCCUAACCACAACCACCACCGCCACUAACCCACUAACCAAUUCCAAAGACCAAACACUCCUUACCCUCCUCAGCCAAAGGGAAACGGAGCAAGCCUGGCUAACAUACCUCCAGUCCCCACACCUCCCUGGUCCCACCUGCCUUAGCCGCUUAGUCUGCCAAUUAUCCCAGCAAAAGACCAAAAAUAGCCUCAACCGUGCCCAGUCCAUCAUCAAGCGCCUCCACCAUGAGCGCCUGCUCCACCUCCUCGACGCCAACUCCCUCGACCUCCUCACCGUGGCCGCCGCCAAGGCUGGCCACGCCCUCUAUGCCGCCUCCGUCAUCAAGUCCAUGCUUAAGUCCGGUUACCUCCCCCACGUCAAGGCAUGGAGCGCCGCCAUGAGCUGCCUAACUAAAUCCGGUGACGACGGGCCCACCGAGGCCCUCAAGAUUUUCAACUCCGUCACCCGGCGGGUGCGCAGGGUCGCGGACCCGGAUGUCGUGGUCCACUCAAGGCCUGACACGGGGGCGUUCAACGCCGCGCUCAAUGCUUGUGCCCAGUUGGGGGACACCAAGAGGUUUCUCCAAUUGUUUGGUGAGAUGCCCGAGUUUGGAUGUGAACCUGAUGUGUUGACUUACAAUGUGAUGAUGAAACUGUGUGCAAGAGCUGUUAGGAAGGAUUUGAUGGUUUUUGUAUUGGAAAGGAUUCUUGAGAAGGAGAUUCCUUUGUGUAUGUCCACAUUCCAUUCCCUUGUCGCGGCUUACAUCGGCUUUGGGGAUAUAGAAGCAGCGGAGAGAAUGGUGCAGGCAAUGAGGGAAGGCCGGAGAGACAUUUGCAAAGUGCUGAGGGACUCGAAUUUCAAAAACCCAAUUCGAGAUGGGAGGGAUGUGUUUGACAAGUUGCUCCCCAACUCGAUUAACCCGACUACUAGUGAGCCGCCAUUGUUGCCUAAGGUGUAUAGUCCUGACUCUAGAAUGUACACAACUCUGAUGAAGGGUUAUAUGAAAGAAGGUCGAGUCAUCGACACAGUGAGAAUGCUAGAGGCAAUGAGACACCAAGAAGAUAGUGCUAGCCAACCUAACCAUGUUUCUUACACGACGGCUGUGUCAGCGUUUGCAAAGGUGGGAGCAAUGGAUAGGGCGAGAGAGGUUCUAGCUGAAAUGAUUCGAAUUGGAGUUCAAGCUAAUAGAAUCACUUACAAUAUUCUCCUCAAAGGGUACUGCCAGCAGCUGCAGUUGGAAAAAGCAAAGGAAGUGAUGAAGGAGAUGACUGAGGAUUCGGGUAUUGUGCCUGAUGCGGUCUCUUAUAAUACUAUGAUUGACGGGUGUAUACUAGUUGAUGACAGUGCUGGGGCUUUUUCCUACUUCAACGAGAUGAGAUCGAGGGGAAUCGCCCCUACCAAGAUUACUUACACCACUUUAAUGAAAGCUUUUGCUCUGUCGGGUCAACCGAAGCUAGCUAAUAAGGUGUUUGAUGAGAUGCUCAAGGACCCUAGAGUGAAGAUUGAUGUGGUUGCGUGGAAUGUGUUGGUCGAAGGGUAUUGUAAGCUGGGUUUGGUUGAAGAAGCAAAGAAGAUCGUUGAAAGGAUGAAAGAGAGUGGGUUCUACCCUAAUGUGAAUACUUAUGGAAGUCUCGCGACCGGGAUUAAAAUCGCUAGAAAGCCAGGAGAAGCACUUUUGCUUUGGAAUGAAGUGAAGGAGAGGUGUAGUGUGGAAAAUAUUUCUUCUUCGGCUAUUCCACGGCUUAAGCCUGAUGAAGCUCUUUUAGAUAUCUUGGCUGAUAUUUGUGUGAGGGCUGCUUUCUUCAGGAAGGCUUUGGAGAUUGUUGCUUGCAUGGAGGAGAAUGGAAUAUCACCAAACAAAACUAAGUACACUAGAAUUUAUGUGGAGAUGCAUUCGAGGAUGUUUACUAGUAAGCAUGCUUCAAAAGCAAGGCAGGACCGAAGGAGUGAAAGGAAGAGAGCAGCGGAGGCGUUUAAGUUCUGGUUGGGAUUGCCUAACUCUUAUUACGGGAGUGAGUGGCGGCUCGAACCUGAUGGAGAUUACUAGUAUUCUGGAUCUAUAUAACCACCAGGAACAUUGCCUUCUUGUACACUGCAUCUAAGUGGUAAAUAGUGAUGUAUCUAUAGUCGCGGAUCACGAUUUUGUGAACCUUGAAUUUCAAAUGUAAUAUGUACUUUGAUAAAAGAUUUUGGUAUAAUACUCGCAUUGUCACUUGUA
This is a messenger RNA of Rhododendron vialii, 2567 nucleotides long. Its product is annotated as pentatricopeptide repeat-containing protein At3g09650, chloroplastic. The record is from RefSeq and is a predicted model, not a curated record. Lineage: Eukaryota; Viridiplantae; Streptophyta; Magnoliopsida; Ericales; Ericaceae. The coding region runs from base 120 to 2396 and encodes 758 amino acids. The transcript has a single exon. Gene Ontology annotation, molecular function: protein binding.